Messenger RNA from Diachasmimorpha longicaudata, 2829 nucleotides. Its product is annotated as DNA-dependent metalloprotease SPRTN-like. NCBI's taxonomy places the organism in Eukaryota, Metazoa, Arthropoda, Insecta, Hymenoptera, Braconidae. Gene Ontology annotation, molecular function: polyubiquitin modification-dependent protein binding; single-stranded DNA binding; metalloendopeptidase activity. Gene Ontology annotation, biological process: DNA damage response. Bases 1836 to 2489 code for a protein of 217 amino acids. Gene Ontology annotation, cellular component: nucleus. The record is from RefSeq and is a predicted model, not a curated record. The transcript has 2 exons.
CUAGUGGAUAAUAUCGAAUUCACAUUUUCUGAUUUGCGCUGAAAAGAUUGAGAGGUUAGGUUGUUCGACAAUAACAACGCUCUGUUAGCACUAGCGACGCCUUGUUGACUGGUUCCGCGUGGGCAGAAGUGGGUACCGAGCGCUCUAUAGAGAUUAUAGUUGAGUUGGAGUAGGCUGUUUUGGAUGAACAGGAGCACGUUCAAAGGUUCUAAGAUUUAUUGGUCGUUUUCUGUUUCCAAAUUCCUCAAACGCGCUUUCUAAGACUCCAUAUCUCAUACUUUUAAAAUUAUGGGAAUUUUUCUGCUGCGACAACUAUACCAAAUAUUUAAAUACAUUAAAAAUAGAUGAUAAAAUAAUUUCAUCUAGAUAGCACAAUCAAGUGAUAAAUGUGGCAGCCAUAGGGACCCAACGCAUUCACAAGUCGUCUACGCGACAGUAUAACUUACCAGCACAUCCCUGAAUUGGAGGAUUGCGGGGCAACCGCGGAUUUCCAAUUUAUCAACGAUAUUUUUGAGAAAUGCUAGCUGUUGGCCCUGAUAACAUUGACUACAGGAUAUAUUUUAUGGGACGUCGACAGUCGUAUUUGAGGCAUCAAACAAAAUUUGUUUGUAAAACCGCCCAAUGAUGACUUGCUUGAGGUAAUUCAGGAUACACUCGACAAAUUGAACGCUUGGGAGCAGCACGUCAGAGCUUGGGAAAUCCUAUGGCAUCUAUUUCUGAUCCAAGACAGCGCUCAAGGUCUGCGUCUGACAGUGGAUAUUGUGGACGAUUUGAUGCAUGAAUACCAGGACCCUUUUGUUUUCACGAAUAAAAUUAAUCAGGAUGCUCUCUCCCUCCCUCUCCUCUUACACUCUGUACCAAUCAGUAACCCAGCUAGCAGAACUCUACACGUCUUCCAUUUAUUCUCCACACCCUGCGACUCUCUUCCUUUGCCCUCCUUUUCCUUUCCCUAAACACCAUCCCUUUCUUUCCCCACAUUCACCACUGUCAUCAUCAGCCUCGACCCCCUUUUUCAUUUUCGACCCUCUCUUUCACUAUUUCCUAGCUUCUCUUGCAAGCCUAAAAUGAACAGGCUUAACAGUAGUGGAGUGAGAGAGCAGCCCUGCCUCAUCCGCCUUCAUCCACUUCAUUUGUCUUUUUAACUCUAAGCAUCAAAAUCCAUUUACGGAUUUUAGUUGCCUAAUUAUACCAAUUAACACUCCCGAAGUGGUUGCUUUCAAUAAUUUUACUAAUGACAAGCGUCGCUUGCGUUUCUCGGACCAGAAUUCGAGGGUUUCACCUGUUCUUUCAAAUCCUUGCAAUUUUUCUCCACAAAAUGUAAGUUUUUCUUUCUGUUAUCAAAUAAUAUACUAAUAUUGAAUAGUUGCUUAUAAGUUUUUUAUUCUUUCGACCAAACAAUAUAAAUUUUCAAUUUGAAUAAUAGAAUAAUGUUCUUUAUUUUCUUUAGUGUUACAAACAAGACAUGUGUUUUACACCUUCUCCACUUGCUCCGUUCUUAAUUUACACAUUCAAGAAAAACUAUUUAUAUAGGGUUUUGGACAUGACAGCCCCCGCUCAGAAUCAUUAUUGCAAUCAGUUGAAAUUGAUUUUGAGGAGUGUCUGCAAUUUCGCAUGAUUAGGUGUAACUUGACCUGGUUGGUUUCCUGUAUCUCUCGUAUUCAUUUCAGCUAUUCUUCGGGUAAGGAAUACCGUUUGCUUUGUUUCAUUCGGUCGAGGAAUCCGAUCAAAUUUCUGCUGGCUUGCAGAAAUCGUCCGGGGUAGUUGGUUUCCGUCACAGUUCCUUGGUACACUUUAUUCAGUUUACUUCUGUCUUUCUUCGUGACAGGAGUUUUAGUAUGUCUUCGAAAGCCCGUCGUAUUCGAAAUGCUCCCGGGGAGUUGAGAGUUUUGUUGUCACGGUGUGAUCAGCCUGGACCGGAUGGUGUGCAGGUGUCUCCCGGUCUUUUGCCAUAUGUUGAUAUGGUUUUGGGGAAGAAUCCUGAUAUUUUUAAGUUGAUCAAAAUUUUGAAUGAGCAGUUUUUUGGAGGUGGGGUGCGUGGGUACACCUAUGUUCGAUCUAACCGGAGGAAGGACUGUUUCAGUUAUACGAAUUUUACAACGAAAAUAGUUUACUUGCAAGAGUUCCUGUUUUCCGCUGGACUAUGUAGAUCAGUGUUAGUUCGCAAGCUCUUGCAUGAGAUGAUCCACGCGUUUUUGGAUACCUCUGGCGCGGAUAGAAACGAGAAUUCUGAACAUGGGCCGAUUUUUAAGAAAGAGGUGACCCGGAUAAACAGGCUACUAGGAUGUGACCUUAUGGAUGACAGUGACGUUUCUUGGGAUAGGUUACGGGUUUUGAAUCUGGAUAAACUUUUUAUCUGUAAUAAAUGUGGGAAGAAAGUGUUUCGCGUCUUAUCUCGCCCGCCGGGACCUGAUGAUUUUUAUCCUUGGUAUGAGAGUCAUCGAGAGAGAUGUGGGGGUGCCUUUAUUUUGAGGCUCAAUGGGGUGGUCUGAAGUUUGGAAGGAUGAUUGGGGGUGAGGGAGUCCUCCCAUAAUUUUUGGGACAUCAGGCCAUAGCAUUACGAGGAUCUUGCGCAUCGAACGAAAGUAUUUUUGGGACUGUCAGCCGAAAGUUGGCCCAGUAUUGGCGAUGUUUAUGGAGAGUCUAUCUUUGAUUUCGGAGUGUUUCUGUUGUAUGUCACGAAUUUUGAAUAUGUUUUGAUCGUAUUGAUUCCGUUUGGAUUAUUAUAGACAUUUUCUGUAAAAUAAAUAGUUUUGGUCGGUGGCUGUGAAUUUCCUCUUACACAUGUUUCUUUCUAUUCUCUGUUUGUUGAGUAAGUUUAUUUUUCCCCAU